CACGUGGCGGUUCUAAAGAACUCGUUGACUGCAGGUUGCUCAUGUCGUGCGUUUGUUGCGAUUUGUAUCUUACUCAUACACGCCGUUGCUGUCAAGGCCUUCAAACUGAACGCCAGCGCUGGAAAGCCACCACUGCCGCCGCGUUCCCCGCCGCCGCCGCCGCAAGAGCUUAGCAGCUUUGGUCCUCGUGUUGGUGAGACGCGAUUAUCAGGCGCUGCGCUCAGUCGCCAUCGCUUAAGAAUGUCACUAAAGCGUGGUGAGGGGCCUCCGCCGGCAGCAUCAAGCGGUGCCGCAAUGAUGACCACAUCGCUUAGUGGCGUCAGUUUGAAUCAGCAGAAAAUUCCGACAGUCGUGACGGUCUACGACAGCGAGCAGAAAAAUGGCAACAGGAACAGCGCGAGCAUUAGCCAGCCCAAAUUUAUACGCUCGGACAUGGCCGAUGUGCCUGUGCAGCAGGCGGCUGGCUCCACUUUGCCCUUGGUGCUGACACGCAAAAAAGGCGGCGACGAUGGCGAGGAUGGCACCUACAAUCCCUUCGAGCAUCGCAAGGUGGAGCACCCCACUUCUGAUCUGGAGACAUUUGUGCAUCUGCUGAAGGGCUCACUCGGCUCUGGCAUUUUGGCCAUGCCCAUGGCGUUUGCCAAUGCCGGCUUAUGGUUUGGAUUGGUGGCCACCUUUCUUGUGGGCACGCUCUGCACCUACUGCGUGCAUAUAUUGGUGAAGUGCGCCCACAUCCUCUGCCGGCGUCGUAAGAUACCAAUGAUGGGAUUCGCCGAUGUGGCCGAGCAGGCUUUUCUGGAUGGCCCGCCCGCGUUGAAUCGCUGGUCACGCUUCAUACGCUUUAUGGUGAAUACGUUUCUGGUCAUUGAUCUGCUGGGCUGCUGUUGCAUCUAUUUGGUGUUUGUGGCCACGAAUGUGCAGCAGGUGGUCAAUGUGUAUACCGUUAAUGAGAUAAGCGUACGCAUGUGGAUUAUGAUUGUCUCGGCGCCGCUGGUUUUCAUGUGCCUGGUGCGCAACCUGAAGUUCCUGACACCCUUCUCCAUGGUGGCCAACAUACUUAUGUUCGUGGGCAUUGUCAUCACAUUUGUCUAUAUGUUUACCGAUCUGCCGGCGCCGUCUGAGCGUGUGGGCGUCGUAUCUCCCGUGCAAUGGCCCCUCUUCUUCGGCACUGUCAUAUUCGCACUGGAAGGCAUUGGUGUAGUCAUGUCGCUGGAGAACGACAUGAAGAAUCCCUCACAUUUCAUAGGCUGCCCCUCGGUGCUGAAUCUAGGCAUGGGUCUGGUCAUUGGUCUCUACACGCUGGUGGGCUUCUUUGGCUAUCUGAAGUAUGGACCCGAUACGCAGGCUAGCAUAACGCUCAAUCUGCCGCUGGAGGACAAAUUGGCUCAAUCGGUUAAGCUUAUGAUUGCCAUUGCCAUAUUCUUUACCUUUACCCUGCAGUUUUAUGUGCCUGUCAGUAUAUUAUGGAAAGGAAUUGAGAGCAAGAUUUCUGCAGCGCGCCAAAACAUGAGCGAAUACGCGCUGCGUGUGAGCCUAGUGCUGCUUUGCUGUGGUAUUGCCGUGGCGCUGCCCAAUCUGGGACCAUUCAUCUCGCUUAUUGGUGCUGUUUGCUUGAGCACGCUGGGCAUGAUUGUGCCGUCUGUCAUUGAGCUGGCUGUGUACUAUGAGGAGCCUGGCUAUGGUCGCUUCAAGUGGCGCUUGUGGAAGAACUCGGGCCUGAUUAUUUUCGGUAUUGUGGGUUUCUUCACAGGCACAUAUGUGAGCAUACGCGAAUUUCAGGAGGAGUUCGCCGGAGGCCAUGUUGGUGACAGCCACUAAGUGGUGUUCGGUUCACUUUUGAGUAAUGCUAAUUUAUUUUUAAAUUAGUUUUUAAUAACACGCUAAGCACAGGGAUAUCUAAUUUAAGUUUUUAACUAAUUUUAGGGCUAACCAAAGUUUUGUAAGAUUUAUGCCUUUGCUAAAAAUUUCGACUACCGACCAAAUCAUCCACAAAAAUAUCCCAAAACGUUAGUACAUUUUAACAAACAGCUUAACCGUUACAAAAGAAACAAAAAAAAGAAAAAAACCAAAAACAAAACUAAAAACAAAAAAAGUAUUUGCUUUAGUCAAUGCCGCUUUGCUUGUGGCAUUGCAAGUUAUUUUAGAGAAUUUAUUUCUUAAAGUGAUUUUGUAAACGUAGUGAUCUUUUUGA
Molecule: messenger RNA, 2191 nt
Organism: Drosophila busckii
Lineage: Eukaryota; Metazoa; Arthropoda; Insecta; Diptera; Drosophilidae
Product: proton-coupled amino acid transporter-like protein CG1139
Exons: 6
Coding region: 241-1818 (525 amino acids)
Biological process (GO): amino acid transmembrane transport
Cellular component (GO): vacuolar membrane
Molecular function (GO): amino acid transmembrane transporter activity
Source: RefSeq, a predicted model, not a curated record